Molecule: messenger RNA, 1645 nt
Organism: Mangifera indica (mango)
Lineage: Eukaryota; Viridiplantae; Streptophyta; Magnoliopsida; Sapindales; Anacardiaceae
Exons: 1
Coding region: 172-1509 (445 amino acids)
Source: RefSeq, a predicted model, not a curated record
AACAAUUUUCAGUGUAGAUGUUUUGCCGCCUCCUCCAUUAAAAUCUUCUCUUCCUCCAUUACUCUUUCUGCCAAUAUUUUUACCUUCUUUCAUUAACAUAACGACACAUUAAACACAACCAAACUUUCAACUUCUUUUAGCUUCUUCAAAAGCAAAAAGAAUUGAAAAACUAUGUGCCCAAUUACUAAACUUUUUAAACACUUUCAUUAUUUUCUUCUGCAUUUGCAAAACAUUAAAAGAUCUGUUUAUUCUGUUCUUUUUUGCUUACCGACUUCCCUUCUUGCUCUCAUUCUCGUUUUUCUUUUGGUUUACAAUGCUUUCUCUGUGUUCUACACUCACCUCCCUUCCUUUCCCGCCAAAAUCUCUCCUACUCCCGCCAAUUUUUCGCCGGAAAAAGUUGCCGGUGAGUCUCUUCAGAAGUUUAGUUCUUCUGUGCUGUAUGUUGUCAAAGAAGAGAAACCGCCUGUGAUUUUAAAGACCCAGUUGCCUCUUUUUCAUAAACAGAACUUUUCCUUGGUGCCCAUUAAUAGUACUUUGGUUUCUAGACCCAAAAAAAGGCAUAGCGGGAGAGGCAGGUUCAAGAUUCUUCGUUUAGGAGCAAAAUCUAGGCAGUUUUCCGCGAAAGUUAAAGAAUUUUUUGAAAAUUCUUCAUGCAAGUUGAAGUUUUUCAUGACUUGGAUUUCUUCAGUUGAGUCGUUCGGUCAUAGAGAGUUUUUGGCUUUAGAGAGUUUAUUCAAGUCCCAUCCCAAUGCUUGUCUAGUCAUGGUCUCAAAUUCAUUGGACUCAAGAAAAGGAGGUCUUAUACUUGAGCCUUUUUUAGAUAAGGGUUUCAAAUUGAUUGCUGUUAAGCCUGAUUUUGACUAUUUAUUCAAGAAUACCUAUGCAGCAGAGUGGUUCAAUAAAUUGAAGAAAGGGACUGUUGAUCCUGGAUUCAUUUCUUUGGGUCAAAAUAUGUCCAACUUACUUAGGCUUGCUUUGUUGUAUAAAUUUGGGGGCAUUUAUUUGGAUACGGAUGUUAUCGUACUGAAAAGUUUUUCCAAGUUGAGAAAUACAAUAGGAGCACAAACUGUUGAUCCUGGAACCAAGAAUUGGACCAGGUUGAACAAUGCCGUGUUGAUUUUUGAUAAGAAUCAUCCAUUACUUUUCAAGUUCAUACAAGAAUUUGCGCUAACAUUUGAUGGUAACAAGUGGGGUCACAACGGUCCUUACUUGGUCUCAAGAGUUCUAUCAAGAGUAAAUGUUAGACCUGGAUUUAACUUCACAGUGAUGCCGCCAUGGGCUUUCUACCCUGUUGACUGGAGUAGAAUUCGAAGUUUCUUUGGAGGGCCUCGAAACGAAAUUCAUUCAAAAUGGUUGCAUAACAAGCUCAAGCUUCUUCGCCGCCACAGCUUUGCAGUUCAUCUAUGGAACAGGCAGAGUAGAGCGCUUAAAGUCGAAGAAGGGAGCAUUAUUGACCAUCUAAGGUUAGGCUGCUGCAUCUACUGCAAUUCUUCCCUCUCAAGUUUGUAAUUACAGAAUAAAGCAUGACAAUUUGCUGAUUGUCUCAUAUUCACGAUAUGUGAUUAUAAAAAUAAAUGUCUUCAGAUUCUUGAUAUGUAAAUGCCAUAAAGCAGUCAAUCCAUAUAUCCAUUAAUUUUUCAAUCUA